AGGCCCCCGCGGGCGCGGCGCCGGGCCCCCCGCGCGGCCUGAGCCUGCGAGUGGCGGGCCCCGGCCGGCCGACGUCGCUGGUGGUGUCGUGGCUGGCCCCCGAGCACCUCGGGGAGUCGCCCGUGCACGCGUACGACGUCGAGGUGGCCGCCGGGGAGCUCGGGCCCUGCGACGCCCGCUGGGGCCAGGCGGGGGCCGCCUGGGCCGUGGACGUGACCUCGACGCCGGGCGGUCUGCAGGAGCUGUCGGUGGUGGUGGUGCUGGCCGCGCGCGCACGAGGGGCCAGCCUCUCCGGGCGCGUCCGCGCCAGGAACCGGCACGGCGUGGGGGCCUGGCUCCAGACGAGCUGCGGCGCCCCGGCGCCGGCGCAGGACUGCGGGGAGGCCCCGGCGCUGCAGCUCCGCGGCUGCCUGCUCGCCGUGAGCCAGCAGGGGCAGCUGAGCUGGGACGCGCCGCCCGGCCUGCGGGGCGCCCUCUUCCAGUUCUCGCUGUGGGAGUGCCCCGGUGCGGCGACCUCGAAUAUGCGCAUGAGGCGGGUCCUGACCGAGCAGAUGGACCUCGGGGCCCCGAAGCUGCUCCGGCUCACGAGCGCCACUCGGGAGCGCUUUCCCAUGGCCAAGGGCGCCUCCUACAUCGGCGAGGUGCUGGCGCUCGAGCCGGGCGUGGGCUGCCGCAGCCUCGCCGUGGCCAUGUGCUUGAGCCUGGCUUGCGAGCCGCGGCGCCCUGUGUCAGUGCCAGCAGCGGCGAGCAAGGAGCAGGUGCGCGCUGUAGCAGCCGCCGAGCAGGAGCAGUCGACGUUUGACCUGGUGCGGGCGGAACAGAUGGGGGCGGAGGUGACGUUUGCCAGUCCCCCAGCCGAACAGAUCGUGAAGAUGCCUCUGCUGAGCCUCACCGUGCAACCGCUUGUGGAGCGAGCUGGGGAGGCCGCGCCACUGGAGGCGCCAAUCGAGUGUUCCGCAGAGCCGAUGUCUGGUAAUUUCCAGACUGGUGAUCUCUUGCCGCGGGAGGCUGAUCCUUGCGCAGAGCAGGUGACUCCGCUGCAGCUGAACUGCGCUCCUGGUCAGCUGUUGGACCUCACAGAGCCGCCAGUGCAGCAAGGGCUACUCGACGCUGUCGUAUUGGACCUCACAGAGCCGCUGGUGCAGCACGGGCCACUCGACGCCAUCGCAACAGAGGCGGCCCCGCCAGGGGUUGCACCAAGCGAGGCGCGGGAGCUCCCAAGACUGGCGCCGCAGGGUCCGGCCCGCGCCGAGGCGGCCUCCGCGCUGCGCGUCUUUGGCGCCACGCGGGGGGCAGACGCUCAUGGGGCGCCCCUCGGGCUGCGGGUCGCGCGCGUGUGGCCGGAGGGCGCCGAGGUGCGCUGGCGCGGCCCAGCGGCCCUGUGGCUGCUGCGGCUGCAGGACGCGGCGAGCGGGCUGAGCCGCGUCGAGGCCACCGAGCUCGGGUGCCAGGGGCUGGGCGUGCGGUGCGAGGAGGCGCUGGAGUGGCGGCACGAGUUCCACGACCUGCGGCCGGGCAGGACAUAUGUUGUUGGCAUUCCUGGACACGAUGAUCACGUCACGCUCCGCACACCCUCCGGCGAUCCCGUUGCUUGCGUGCCGUGGGCCAGGGUCAAGGAGGUAGGAGCACGGGUCGUCGAGCUAGAGUGGGGAGCCGCUGCAGACGAUGCGGGCGAGUACCAGGUGUCGGUGCGCAGCAGCGGAGGCAUCGCUCCAGGCGACGUAGCGCGAGUGGAGCUUUUGCGCCAGCGCGAGGCGUGCACGAAGCAAAGCUAUUGCGUCCAGGAUCUUCGGCCAGACACGAAGUACGAUUUCGAGCUGUGGUUCAGCAAGGGUGGCGUGCGCUCCAGCGAAUGCAUUUCGCUCACGGCCGCCACUUGCUCGGAGUGCGCAGAGCCAGCCCCAGUCGACGACCACGGCACGAUGACAGACGCUCGAUGGGAGAUGCGAGCGUCUGACGCUUGCCUCGACAGCUCUGCGGCCGAGCUGAAUUCGGUGCGCCGCCGAGCCUACGAUCGAUUUCAGCUGUUGGUCUGCAUGUUGAUGGUUAUCUUGCACGUGUCCAAUGUGGCCCUUGAGUUACAGAGGGCAGAUGCGGAUUUCUCGGAAGAGAGAGUGCUAGUCGCAACCGUGGCGGUUGCCCUACCUUGGAUGUUGAACGCGGUGAUCUGUUGGGUGUUCUACCAGGUGUGCAGGGAGCUGUCCACCAUCGAGGAUGGGAUGGUCGGGUUUCGGCAGUGGUUGGUCGACAAUAGCAGGCUUGCGGGCUGCAUAUGGAUUCUCUCUGUGAUGCACUCGGGUUGCCUCAACCUCUUCAAGUUCUAUAUGCCUCAGCGCGUGUUCGACGCGACCGAGCGCGCCUCGGUGCAGAACUUCGACCACCUCCUGCUGCAGGCGCUGCGCUCGAAGGCCGAGGCGGAGGAGCUGUGCGGCGAGUACGCGAGGAUGCUGGCCGCGCUCCAAGGCCGCCCCGCCCCGAAGCCCGCCCCCGCCAGGCGCGCCGCGGCAGCCGACGUGCUGCUCGCAGAGCGCACCCCCGCCCGCGGCGCCGCGGCGGAGGGCCGCCUCUGCGAGGUCCACACCCCGCCCCGCCCCGCCCUGGCGUGGCCCGCCCCGUGGUCCCCCCCGGGCGGACCCCCACAGAGCCCCCCCCCGCCCGCGGACGCGCCCGAGGGCGCCUCGGCCUCGCCCGGCGCCCCCGACCACCUGUGGGGCUUUGCGGUGAUGACCCCAGGCACGGUCGCCCCGGAGCCCGCCCUGGCGGCGCCGGCGGCCCCCUGCGCCCUCAGGGAGGCCGCCCGCCGCCCGCGCGAGGGCGACCACGUCGCCGCGGCCGCGGGGCCGCCCCGCUUGGAGGCCUCUCCGACGCACGCCGCGCUCCCGCCUCCGCCGCGGCUGGCAGAGGCGGGGGAGGGCGCCAGCCCCGCGGCGCAGGAGCAGGUUUUUGCACGCCAGAUCAGCGACCAUUCGGCCGUGACGUUCGUGAUCGAGUUGCGCGCUCGUCGUGAUCCCCAUCGCUUUCCGAUUUCCAGCCACGUGCUGAAAUCCAAUACGUUCACGAAGCUGGCGGCCACCAUCGAGCCGUUUCUGGACUUCACCUCGCUGUCGCCGCCGUCGGCCUUCGAAGCAGGCAAGGACUUUUUAAAGGACAUGGCGCGUCUUGCGAGGGACCAGCUGGCAUUUCUGGAUCCACGUCAUCCUGCCACGCUUGUCCAGCUUGCCCGAGCCAUCACCCGCGUGGCAUGGCGGAAUGAUAUCUUAAUUGCGGAUCGCCUGCUUCGUGGACACCCGCUCGCUAAAUACUUCGCGGUGAUCCAUGGCCCCCGUGUCCAGCUGGUUUCUGCCGAAGCGUUUCUGGCUCGGCCGAAUCGAAUCCAAUGGUUCACGGCCGAGCGUCGCCAGCGUGAGGGCCCCGGUUCACCGGGCGCCCGCGAGAGGAGGCCGCGGCGCAGCGAUAUGUUCACCGGCUGGUUCCUGUUCACGAUCUACGUGCUCUUCGGCCGCUUACUGCUCAUGACGUUCGCCGCGAGCUGCGCCGCGCGCGGCCUGGAGCUCCCGGCCUCGGCGAGCUCCAUUGUUCUGCGAGGCAAGCCCGCGCUCGCGGUCUUCAUGCCCGAAGUCUCCGACCCCUCCGACGGCAAUCCUGAGGGCUGCCUUUGCCGCGCCAGUAAUUUUCGCGUCGCCUGGCUGCGGAUCACAGAUGUGAAGGUGAUGGCCCUUGUGAUCAAUCGUGGUCUGAUGCAGAUUACGACGCUCGUGGCGCCCUGGCCCCGGCGUGGUUUCGCGGCGCAUCGCCCCUUCAUGGCCGGCGCCCUGGAGCUGGACGGCGCCGCGCGCGUGCGCAGCUUCUCCGAGAGGGCCGCCGAAGGCUCGCCCAUCCUGUUCUCGCUGGACGUUGCCCAGGCGUUCCCGCCCCUGGCCCAGGGAUGCAUGUCCGAUGUUCUUCGGCGCGUGCUUCUUCGCCCGCCGCUCCUCACAUUCUUGGAGGUGUGCUGCGCUCCGAUGGUAGGCCACAUGGUGAUGGGGAGUUCGCUGGUGCCUGGUUACGCGGCGUCAUCGGGCAUGGCGCAGGGCCGCCCGAUGUCUGGCUCGCCAUUCGCCAUCUUCACCAUGCCGUUCGCGACCGAUCUGACUCGCGCCAUCGGUGAUCGGGCUCGCGGCACCGCGCGCUGGCGCGCCGACGACGAUGGCGGAGCUCUCGAGGCGCUGCUGCAUCUCAAGCGUGCCCACCGCGUGCUCCUCAUCACCGAGCGCGCGGCCGCCCCGAUGCCCAUGUCUGCCAAGUGCAACGCGACCCCGCUGGAGGCGACCUUCUCGGAGCAGCUGCAAUCCAAAAUUAUGGCUCGCAUGGGCGCUGAGGCGCCUCCUCGGCGGGCCUGCCAGGUCGCGCGCGCCCUCAAGCACUUAGGUCGCCUGUUGGUGGACAGCGCUCUUCGCGAUGGCGGCUGCCUGCGCCCAGGCGGUACGUCGCCGCAGCUGCGGCGCCGCUUGAAGUGGCGGCUAGCUGCGCAUGCAGCUUUGUUCUCUACGCCUCGCUGGGCAUCCAAGCAGGUGCCGAUCUGGCGGCCCCAGUGUGCUGAGCUGGUCGGGCAUAUCGACUGGGACUCCCUGAGCGGCGAGGCGAGCUGGAACAUCGAGCUGGUGGUCGAGGGCAUCAGGGUGCUUUGCUGGCCGCUGGCUCAAGGCGUGCGGCCGCCAGCGACGGGCGAGAGCCUGCCGCCGUGGCGCGCGGGCCCGAGUGGCCGCACGACCUUCGAAGGCGCCGACACGGAGGCGCUGCUGCACGCGCUGGGUGUCGUGCAGGCCUACGGCGGCAGCCCAACAGACGCCCCUGGCAGCUGCAGCAGCAGCAGCAUCGGGGCUGACAUGGCCGCGCAAUUCGAGUCGGCGGGGGUGCCACGCCCUGCCGAGAGUAACACGCACGGGCGCUCAGAGGGCCUUGCCGCGACCCGCAGCACCGCCGUGCAGACCGAUCGGAAGGAGUUCGGUCAGCUGCAGCGGCAGCUGGAGAAGCACUCUGGAGUCGUUCUUGACUUGGAGAGGAGCUUGGACAAGUAUGUGGAGCGCUGCCUCGUCCUGGAGGCGAUGCUCGAGGACAGCCACACCGCCAACGAGCCUCAGAUCGUGGAUCUGCGGCCGCCGAGGUAG
This is a messenger RNA of Prorocentrum cordatum, 5147 nucleotides long. The record is from the annotation of a GenBank genome assembly. Lineage: Eukaryota; Dinophyceae; Prorocentrales; Prorocentraceae.